CAAUUGCUCUAGUACCAACAAAGUCAGUAUAUAGGCCAGAAGCAGCACAAUCUAUCAGCAGUAGGCAUAUUGAAUCUGUUUUGUAUGACAGUCUCUUUUGCCAUGAAGGUCAUAGUAGCAUUGCUGGUCAUUGCUAGCUACAUCUGUACCGUGCACGCUACGUAUUACUGUAAAGCACCUCCAGCUAUAGAAAAUGGCUACCACAGCGGAGGACAAUGGACGAAAUUCUCAAUUGGAAAAGUGAUUCGAUACAGCUGCAGAAGUGGAUAUCAGUUGCAAGGAUCUCCCAUCUCCACGUGUUUAUUGAACCGAAACACUUGGUCAUCCUUCUGGUCUAACAGAGCCUGUAGAUGUAUUCGCCAAGAUUGGGAUGACGAAGAAGACAGCAGCAGCAGUGACUCUUCCUCUAACAGUAACCCUAGUUACUGCUCUCGACUGAGUUCCCCUGUCAACGGGAAAGUCUGGUUUUCCAGCACAAGCAUUAACUCCAUUGCUAAGUACACCUGUAACAGUGGCUACACACUCUCUGGAAGCGUUUACCGUAAAUGUCUAUCAACUGGCGAAUGGUAUGGAUCUGCACCAACUUGCAAACGCCCAUUGUGUCCUGAGCUAUCGAACCCUGAUAAUGGCCGUGCUAAGCUUACAUCGGCUGGCAGGAGUGUGGGAGCUCAAGUUUGGUACAUUUGCAAUGAUGGAUUUAUUUUGGUUGGCUCCGAAUCUAGGCGUUGCCAGAGCAACCUGCAAUGGUCUUUAAUGGCCCCUACCUGUAAAUCUAAGUUUUGUCCUCGACUCAACAAUCCUGAAAACGGUAUAGUUAAGUUCUUCAGUGCUGGGCGAUCAGUUGGAGCUAAAGUUCAGUACAAAUGCAGCUCUGGUUUCAGUCUUGUUGGUUCUGAGUUUAGACGUUGUCAGAGCGACCAGCAGUGGUCUUCAAAAGCCCCUACCUGUCAACGUAGUUUUUGUCCUCGACUCGAAGAACCACAAAAUGGCCAAGUAAAAUUUUCUGAUGCUGGAAGAUCUGUUGGAGCUGAAGUAGAGUACAAGUGUGACAAGGGUUUCAAGCUAUUUGGUGUGGAGACAAGACGUUGCCAGAGCAACUUGAAGUGGUCAUUCCAGGCGCCUACAUGUAAACCUGUUUGUGAAAGACUCAUCAAUCCUAAGAAUGGACACGUGCUGCACAAUGGUACCGCUUUGUUCGCCGUUGCUAAAUACUUCUGUGAGGAGAGCUUCUAUCUUGUUGGGGACCGCUUCAGAAGGUGUGUUGAGUCUGGAUGGACCGGCAACACACCAGUGUGCAAACCCAUCAAGUGCACGGACCUAAAAUUGAAGGAUGGAAGGAUUUUCUUUACCAAUUUCACUAAUUUUGGCUCCGUUGCUAAGCAUAGGUGUUUACCUGGUUUCAAGCUCUCCGGUAAUGAGAGGAGGGUGUGCAAUUCCAGUGGCAACUGGACAGGCUCCGCCCCUACUUGCAUCCGUGUUCCAAGAGACUGCCCAUCGCUGCCCAACCCUCUGAAUGGUGCUGUUGAGGUCAAUGGUCUAGCUACAGGUUCUACUGCUCGAUACACCUGCAUUCCAGGCUACUUACUCGUUGGAGGAUCUAAGAGAACAUGCAAUGAUGGAAAAUGGAGUGGAGAGCCUCCAGUUUGCACUAAAAAAGUUGAGUGCAGUGUAUUGGAAGCACCUGAAGGUGGCUCUGUUAAACUGACAGGACUAAUGGUGGGAUCCACGGCAACCUACAUGUGCAAUGGGGGAUAUGUUCUUGAAGGUGUUCAAGUGCGCACAUGCCUAAAAGAUGGAACUUGGUCUGGAGAUGAACCAAGAUGUCGACGUAUUAUUACGUGCAAUGACCUGAGUUCCCCUGCCAAUGGAGACGUGGACCAACCAGGGAAUUCUGUUGGAACAGUUUCCACCUACACUUGCAAUGGUGGCUACUUGCUGGUUGGAGAUGAAACAAGGACAUGUCAGGAAAGUGGACAGUGGUCCGGCAGCCAACCAAUCUGUGAAUUUAUUGUGAUGUGUGAUGACCUGAGUGCCCCUGCCAAUGGAGACGUGGACCAACCAGGGAAUUCUGUUGGAACAGUUUCCACCUACACUUGCAAUGGUGGCUACUUGCUGGUUGGAGACGAAACAAGGACAUGUCAAGAAAGUGGACAGUGGUCUGGAAGCCAACCAAUCUGUGAAUUUAUUGUGACGUGUGAUGACCUGAGUGCCCCUACCAAUGGAGACGUGGACCAACCAGGGAAUUCUGUUGGAACAGUUUCCACCUACACUUGCAAUGGUGGCUACUUGCUGGUUGGAGACGAAACAAGGACAUGUCAAGAAAGUGGACAGUGGUCUGGAAGCCAACCAAUCUGUGAAUUUAUUGUGACGUGUGAUGACCUGAGUGCCCCUACCAAUGGAGACGUGGACCAACCAGGGAAUUCUGUUGGAACAGUUUCCACCUACACUUGCAAUGGUGGCUACUUGCUGGUUGGAGACGAAACAAGGACAUGUCAGGAAAGUGGACUGUGGUCUGGCAGCCAACCAAUCUGUGAAUUUAUUGUGACGUGUGAUGACCUGAGUGCCCCUGCCAAUGGAGACGUGGACCAACCAGGGAAUUCUGUUGGAACAGUUUCCACCUACACUUGCAAUGGUGGCUACUUGCUGGUUGGAGAUGAAACAAGGACAUGUCAGGAAAGUGGACAAUGGUCUGGCAGCCAACCAAUCUGUGAAUUUAUUGUGACGUGUGAUGACCUGAGUGCCCCUGCCAAUGGAGAUGUGGACCAACCAGGGAAUUCUGUUGGAACAGUUUCCACCUACACUUGCAAUGGUGGCUACUUGCUGGUUGGAGAUGAAACAAGGACAUGUCAGGAAAGUGGACAGUGGUCUGGCAGCCAACCAAUCUGUGAAUUUAUUGUGACGUGUGAUGACCUGAGUGCCCCUACCAAUGGAGAUGUGGACCAACCAGGGAAUUCUGUUGGAACAGUUUCCACCUACACUUGCAAUGGUGGCUACUUGCUGGUUGGAGAUGAAACAAGGACAUGUCAGGAAAGUGGACAAUGGUCUGGCAGCCAACCAAUCUGUGAAUUUAUUGUGACGUGUGAUGACCUAAGUUCCCCUACCAAUGGAGACGUGGACCAACCAGGGAAUUCUGUUGGAACAGUUUCCACCUACACUUGCAAUGGUGGCUACUUGCUGGUUGGAGAUGAAACAAGGACAUGUCAGGAAAGUGGACAGUGGUCCGGCAGCCAACCAAUCUGUGAAUUUAUUGUGAUGUGUGAUGACCUAAGUUCCCCUGCCAAUGGAGACGUAGACCAACCAGGGAAUUCUGUUGGAACAGUUUCCACCUACACUUGUGAGAGUGGCUAUGUUCUGAAUGGAGAAGCUACUAGAAUUUGUCAAGACAAUGGAAAAUGGUCCGGGGAAGAACCAGUGUGUAGAGCUGUGGACUGCAUGAACUUGCUCAACCCUCGUGAUGGGAGUGUCUCCCUGACUGGGACCAUCUUCUCCUCAGUGGCUAUGUACAGCUGCAACGACGGAUUCUCUCUCAAUGGAGUGGUUACUCGAGUAUGUCAGGCAGAUGGUACAUGGUCUGGAGAUGCUCCGACUUGUAAACCUGAUGUCAUGUGCGAGGAAUUGUUAGCUCCUGUGAAUGGCAUGAUCAUGCUGAUGGGACGCACUCCCGGCUCAAUAGCCAUGUACUCGUGUGACAUGGGUUUUAGACUCAACGGCGAAAUUACUCGUACUUGUCAAACAAACGGAAAUUGGUCCGAUGAAGAGCCCACCUGUAUAUCUGUGGAUUGUGACGGGCUUGAUGACCCUACCAAUGGAGCAGUGGUACUCUCUGGGGUAGCGGUAGGCUCGACAGCUGAGUACAGCUGCAAUGAAGGCUUUGAGUUGGAUGGAGCAUCACAAAGAAUGUGCCAGAUGGACAGGGAGUGGUCUGGAGUGGCACCCACCUGUGAACCGGUUGACUGUGGAUCUCUCGAUAAUCCAACCAAUGGGAAUGUAGAAUUCCAGUCAACUCUCUUCGGAUCCACAGCUGUCUACUCUUGCGUCUUUGGGUACCUUCUAGAGGGCACUGAAUCACGAUUUUGUCAAGCAGACGGGCAGUGGAGCGGAGCAGAGCCAGUAUGCAUAUUCAUACCUGUAGUGAGUUGUAUCGAGCUAACCAAUCCGUCCAAUGGGAUGGUGACUGUUACUGGCCUGGAGCCAUUCUCCACGGCAACGUACGUCUGUGACCCUGGAUAUGUACUGUUUGGAGAUGACAUCAGAACCUGCACUGAGGACGGAGAAUGGACGAAAGAAGAGCCCACUUGCCAACCCAUUGACUGUGGUUCUUUGGCUGAUCCUACCAAUGGUCGCGUGGAGGUGUUCAACACAACCCUGGGCUCCCCUGCUGUGUACACUUGCAACUUUGGUUAUGUAUUAGUGGGCAAUGCUGGACGGCUCUGCACUGAGACGGGAGAUUGGAGCGGGGUGGAGCCAAGAUGUGAUCCUGUGGUGUGCCCUGCACUGUCCAGACCAGAGAACGGUAUUGUUACCCUCAAUGGCGUGACAUUUGGAUCUCUAGCAACUUAUGUCUGUAACACUGGGUUUGUUCUGGAUGGAAACGUGCAACGAAUGUGUUUGGCUACUGGAGAGUGGUCCGGUAGUGAUCCUUCUUGCAUUGUUCCCCCCGCUGGGUGUAGUGAUCCUGGGGUGCCUGAUAAUGGACUACGAGUUGGAGAUGACUUCAGUGUCGGGGCAGCUGUCUUCUACAGGUGCUUUGAUGAUUACGAUUUAGUAGGUGCAAAGUUCAGAGUGUGUCAAAAUGACAGUCAAUGGAGUGACAGUUUGCCAACUUGUGUACGCUUCAAUGACACAUGCUCUACUGGCAAAGACCAUUAUGACAGAUGUGGCAGAAAGUGUGACUGUAUCGAUGGGCGACUCAGAAACUGCUGUCGUCUGAGAAGAGAUUAUGCCGGCCUUAGCAUCUCAGAGCGACAAAGAUACAUCACCACUUUCCUGACAGCUGCUCAAGAUCCGAUAUAUAAGCCGCGAUACGAUGCACUGAUUUCCCUGUGGAAACAAUCGUUUGAGAACGAUGUCACUCAGAGUUCGGCAUCCUCAACGAGCCAGUAUUUUAUGUUUGUGCGCUAUUUCUUGCUCGAAUAUGAAAACUUGCUCCAAGAUAUUGACUGCAUGGUAACAAUUCCAUACUAUGAUUGGACCCCCUUCCCGAUCACUCCAUAUGCAGCUAAUGUUUGGGACAAUACGGAUGGUUUUGGAGACACCUCUCGUGCGACUGAUAGCUGUGUCAUCACAGGUCCUGUAAGGGUGGGGCAAUUCUCAAUCACACCUUCAGCAGGUGGCGGGUGUCUGCAAAGAGACUAUACCAACAGACGAUUCCCAAGCAGAGACAUAAUCGACCGGGAUUUACUUCCUCUUCCAUCCGAUGAAUUUGGGACGUUCCAUCAAUUUUUGCAGCUGUUUAUUGGCCUCAAUGUCCAGUGCUUUGUGGGUGGUACAAUGUGUGGUGUGAAUGCUGCCAAUGACCCAGUGCACAUCCUUCACUUGGCAAGACUCGACUCUAUCCUCACAAGAUGGCAACUGAUCGGGCAAGGACGUGAAGAAGUUCGCUACGCUUUCGACAACAAUCCCCUCCUUCUCUCACCUGGUUUCCGUGUAUCUCAGUUCAGCAAUAAUCGCAAUCUCCCUUAUGAUUCGUGUGCUAUAUACGAGCCCCCUGUUCUACAGAAGAAUCAUGCCGGUCCCCUUCCUGCUAGCGUGGGGCUUAGAGUUGAGAUCACUCGCAUGGAUUGUGUUCCCAUGGAGGACAUGAUGUUUAUGGACUCAAUGAUGACGACGGAAAAUCACGAUUUCAUGGAGACGGAAUGCAGCAAGCCCAGAGUGUUCCGAAGAGCCACUCGUAUCUAGUUACAAAAUACUGUCAAUUUAAUAUUACAGAACAUACAGAACACGGACUGUUUAUAGUGUAUAGACAAUAAUCAUGUACUCCUGAUACAGAACAUACGGUUAACCGAACAUACAGAACAUAGAUUUAUAUAGACAUCUUCAUCAGUUAUUUUUUGCAUUAAACUUUUACAACUUU
This is a messenger RNA of Halichondria panicea, 6073 nucleotides long. Its product is annotated as sushi, von Willebrand factor type A, EGF and pentraxin domain-containing protein 1-like. The record is from RefSeq and is a predicted model, not a curated record. The coding region runs from base 85 to 5898 and encodes 1937 amino acids. Gene Ontology annotation, molecular function: oxidoreductase activity. The transcript has 25 exons. NCBI's taxonomy places the organism in Eukaryota, Metazoa, Porifera, Demospongiae, Suberitida, Halichondriidae.